Neospora caninum is the source of this 3483-nucleotide messenger RNA. Its product is annotated as Leucyl-tRNA synthetase 2, related. Gene Ontology annotation, molecular function: aminoacyl-tRNA deacylase activity; ATP binding; leucine-tRNA ligase activity. The record is from RefSeq and is a predicted model, not a curated record. Gene Ontology annotation, biological process: leucyl-tRNA aminoacylation. The transcript is spliced from 17 exons. The coding region runs from base 1 to 3483 and encodes 1160 amino acids. NCBI's taxonomy places the organism in Eukaryota, Apicomplexa, Conoidasida, Eucoccidiorida, Sarcocystidae.
AUGGCGACCGGAACAGCCGCCGCGGCGCCGCAGUCCCGAGGCCGCCGAGACAAGCUGCUGAGCAUUGAGGAGGCGGUCCAGGCACGGUGGGCGCGCGAGAAUCCCUACGAGGUCGACGCGCCGGCGAAAAACGCGGAGAAGAAGAAAUACUUUUGCAGCUUUCCCUACCCGUACAUGAACGGAAAGCUCCACUUGGGCCACGCCUUCACGCUGUGCAGAGCCGAGUUCCAAGCCCGCUUCCAGCGCAUGCAAGGAAAAAACAUUCUCUGGCCUCUCGGGCUCCACUGCACAGGCAUGCCGAUCCUCGCCUGCGCCGACAAGCUGAAGCGCGAGGUCGCGCAACGAAAGGCCGAACAAGAAAGCGACACACACGCGGAAAAACGCCCUGACGACGAGAGUGCUGUGAACGGCGCCGAGCAAGAAAAGCGCGAAGAAGACGCGAAGAAGAAAAAGUCCAAAGUGGCAGCAAAGACUGGGAACGCCAAGACGCAGUGGGCAAUCAUGCAGGGGAUGGGAAUCCCCGAGGACGAGAUUGCCUCCUUCGCCGACGCGGAGCACUGGCUGCGCUACUUCCCGCCGCUCGCAAAGCGCGACGUGACUCGCAUGGGCUUCGGCAUCGACUGGCGGAGAACCUUCGUGACGACGGACGUUAACCCCUUCUACGACGCGUUCAUUCGCUGGCAAUUCAACACUCUCAUGAAACGCGGGAAACUGAAGUUCGGCAUGCGCGCGACAAUCUUGAGUCGGCGCGAGAAACAGGCCUGCGCCGACCACGACCGGGCGAGUGGCGAAGGCGUCGGGCCGCAGGAGUACACAGUCGUGAAACUUUUCGUUCAGGAAGAGAAACUGCGAGCGGCGUCAGUUGCGCAGCACGAACCCCUAGUUCAGCUGCUCGACGAACUAAAGACCGCGACAGCCGCGAAGAAAGUUUCCCUCGUCGCUGCUACUCUCAGACCCGAAACGAUGUACGGCCAGACUAACUGCUACGUUCUGCCUGAAGGAAAGUACGGUCUGUAUUUGGCAUUCACGAAUCCGAAGAAGAGCCUGAGCACCGCGGCAGACGAUGAGGCGGCGCAGGCGGAGAGCGAGGAAGAGUUCGAGACGCUGAUGACUCGGGAAGAAGCGCUGAGUGCAUGCACAGAGAUCUUCAUCUGCAGCGAGCGGUCCGCCCUGAACAUGGCUUACCAAGGCUGGCUGCCGAUGCAGGCCGCCGACGACCCGGACGGGUUGCCCUCACCGCACUGCCUCGGAACAGUCGAGGGUGUGAGCCUCAUUGGUGUCCCUCUCACGGCCCCCAACGCGACGUACCCCACGAUCUAUGCUCUCCCGAUGCUGACCAUUUCCAUGAACAAAGGGACUGGCGUCGUGAUGUCGGUUCCCAGCGACGCGCCCGACGACUACAUGGCGUUGCAAGACAUGAAGAAUAAGCCGGAUUUCUUCAAGGAACGUUUCGGAGUGUUGCCGGAGUGGGUUCAGCCGUUUGAGCCUGUCCCGAUUAUCGACAUUCCCGGCUUGGGGGCGCUGCCGGCAGUGACGCUGUGCAAGGAGAAGAAGGUGGCGAGUCAGAAAGACACGCAAAAGCUGCUGGAGAUCAAAGAGGAAGUCUACAAAAAGGGCUUUUACGACGGCGUGCUGCUCGUCGGCCCUUGCGCAGGCCAGAAAGUCGCAGACGCCAAGACCAUCGUCCGCGACGAAAUGAUCGAGCGGAAAGAGGCCUUCCGGUACUUCGAGCCGGAAAAGAGCGUCGUCGCGCGCAGCGGCGACGAGUGCGUCGUCGCCUUCAUGCACCAGUGGUACCUCGACUACGGCGAGGAAAAGUGGAGAGAAACGGUCGAGGCGUACAUCAACUCGGACGCGUUCCAAACGUACUCCCCCCAGGUGCUUCAUCAGUUCAAGCACGUCGUCGGCUGGCUGCGGGAGUGGGCAUGCAGUCGCAGCUACGGCCUCGGCACCUACCUGCCGUGGACGAAGGAUUCUUCUCGCCCCGUGCUCAUCGAGUCGCUUUCUGACUCCACGAUUUACAUGGCGUACUACACCAUUGCGCAUCUUCUCCAGGGAAAUGACAUGUACGGCCAGGAGAAGGGUACCCUCGGCAUCGCGGCGGAGCAGCUGACGGACGAAGUCUUCGACUACGUUUUCGCGCAAACCGAGGAACUGCCCGCGGGAUCUUCCAUCCCCGUCGAGCACUUGAAACGCAUGCGCCACGAAUUCGAGUACUGGUACCCCCUGGACCUGCGCGUGAGCGGCAAAGAUCUCAUCUUCAAUCACCUCACCUUCUCGCUGUACAGCCACGUGGCGAUGUGGCCGCACCGCCCGGAUCUCUGGCCCAAGGCGUUCGUGUGCAACGGGCACGUCAUGGUCGACGCGCAGAAGAUGAGCAAGAGUGUCGGAAAUUUCAUCACCAUUCAAGAUGGCAUCAAAGAAUUCACCGCCGAUGCCAUGCGCGUCGCCCUCGCGGAUGCAGGCGAUACCGUAGACGACUCGAAUUUCCAGCGGGAGACGGCGAACGGAUCCAUCAUGCGGCUGUACCUUCUGGAGCAAUUCGCGAACGAAGUCGUGAACGGCACUUUGCCGCUUCGCACGGGGCCGUACUCGGACGCAGACCGCCUGUUCCUGAACGAGAUCGUGACGUGCACGCAGGAGACGAAAGAAGCGUACGAGAUCUUCCAGUACAGAGAGGCGCUGAAGAAGGGUUUGUACGAGAUGCACACGCGGCGAGACCAAUAUCGCCUUCUCUGCGGCGAGGACCACAUGCACAAAGAUCUCGUCAUCACUUGGCUAAAAACGCAGUGCCUCACUCUCGCGCCGAUCGCGCCCCACAUCUGCGAGCACAUCUGGAGCGAAAUUCUGAAGGAGCCGGUUCUCGUCGUUGCUUCCGCGUGGCCUACUUUUCCUGAACAUCCUCAGGAUCCCAUCCUGCACAGACAGUUUCUCUUGCUGUUGGCCUCCGUCGAGGACUUCCGCAGAACGAAGGAGAAGGCUGUGCAGAUGCUCUCCGGAGGAAAAAAGAAGGCCCAGCAGCCUCGACCGGCAGAUCAGGCUGUUCCGGCCUUGACGCAUGCAGUCGUCUAUGUGGCCAAGGAGUAUCCUCCUCUUCAGCAACAAGUUCUGACUCUCCUGCAGACGGCGCCCAUCCACAAAGGAGAAGACGGGACGUGGUGUGCAGGAAAGGAGUACAUGGACAUUGUCAAGAACGAUGAGGGGAUCAACGCGCUCGACAAAAAUGCGAAGAAAGAAGCUCUUGCCUUUGCUUCCUUCCAAAUGCGUGAUGAACUGAAGGCGUAUGGUCGCAGCGCCUUGGACCUUCGGCUUCCAUUCGAUGAGCUGCAUCUGUUGCAGGCUCAUCAGCGCUACCUUCAAGUCUCCCUCGGUCUCACAGAGAUCGCCUUUUUGCCGAGUGACGAGGCCCACGCGAAGGAUGACAGUCCCAACCGGAAGCUGGCAAAGCCGGGAAAGCCUUCAAUCUUUUUCUACGUUGGCUGA